AUGAAGACCCGGCUGACGUACAUAUACGAGGGAGACAAUGAAUUCGAACCGACCCAGACAGCCUUGAACGACACCGCGCUCUCGCUCCGAUCGCUGAAAGCUGCUAAGCAGGAAAGGAUCUUAUUCGACUACACCGAGCUCCCCCACGAGAUACGACAAGUGCUGAAGAAAUGCCGGGACCUGCGCAUUCGCUGGGCCUCCGAACGACCGUACGCUGCCGUUGCGCCGUUUAGUAGCAGAGUCUCGCCGGGACUGCAUGUCGUCUACACACCAGCUAACAGCGGCUCGUCCGGUGAACCCCUGUGCCGUCUGCUCCAGAAGACCUUCAGCGAUGAGAUAGACUGCACCGUUUCUCCGCUAUUAUCUUCGCCCGCAUCCUUCAUAUCAACGACUGACUCGGUCCCACGAUUAAAAUUCCACACGCUGCUCCCGUCCUUACCCCGUCUCCUCAGCUACGUCAACCAAUAUAUCUGUCAAGAGGAUGCCGAAUGCCGUAAUCACGUUGCGUCGAUCUCCUCGGCUUCGUCACUGGAUAUAGACUAUAGUGACUCCACGGCUCAUCUCAUGGUAGCUGCAUAUUGGGCUGAAGCUCCGGUGAAAGAUGGCUGGACGGAAGUGAUCAAGCAGCCCAAGGACGAUCAAGACAGGGUUGAGAUUGGUAUUUUAGCUGAACAGAAUCGAAUAAAACCAGAGGAAGUGAAGGUAGGCGGAUUAUUAGCCGAUGUAGGCCGCAAAGGAGAACUAACUCCCACCCUCUUCGGCUUUAACUCGCGACACCAUCCUAUACAAUCGACAUAUCGGACUCAAUUCCCAUCGCCAACUGGACUUCAUCCAACUCUCCAAAUCUCCAUACCGCAAUCCUCCCUUUCCCCGCCAUCUGAACUACCGCAGGACACAACCUGCUCCUUAUACACAUACCUCAGCCUCCCAUCGACAAUAUUCGCAGACAAAUACCAACUAUCUACCAAAGAUCCGCUGUUCCUCCAAUCCCAUAACCUCGUCUCCCUACAUAGCAUCCAAGGUGAAACCGACCUCGAAGCUCCAGACUGGAUAACUCAUCAGUGGGGGUCCAAUCUCCUCCUAGAACUAGCAACGCCCGCAUCGGACGCCAUAUCAGAUUCCGCUCUCACCAACGACGAAUGGAAUAUAACUAUCCCCCUCCACCUUCGAUAUCUCCACCCUUCACCGUCCGGAUACCGCGAUAUAUAUAUCCCCUGGCCAGUGGUAUUUUGGGCAUGCGCGAAUGAAGACGAGGCCGCAGUUGAAAAGCAGAAAAUUAAUCCAUUUGAUCGCGUGAGCUUGGGUUGGGAGUCGAGUUUUCCUGCUCAAACGACUUAUCAUCAUCUUCAGCCUUCUCCGCCUUCUUCGGUGCCGGAAGAUACUGAUAACCUGCUUGUCGAGACGAUUACUGUUCCGGUUCUGAACAUGGGUCACGAUACUCAACGCAUGGAGAUCCAGGUAGGAACUGCCAUGAUUAUCAUUGGCGGUUUCAUGUGGGUGCUAUGGAAGUUGGGAUUAAGAGUAAACGCUCCGGGUUCAGCGCAGGAUGAGCCUGAAGAGAGCAAGAAGGAUCAAUGA
Arthroderma uncinatum is the source of this 1578-nucleotide messenger RNA. Its product is annotated as pbn1. Gene Ontology annotation, biological process: GPI anchor biosynthetic process; protein processing. Gene Ontology annotation, cellular component: endoplasmic reticulum membrane; glycosylphosphatidylinositol-mannosyltransferase I complex. The transcript is spliced from 5 exons. Lineage: Eukaryota; Fungi; Ascomycota; Eurotiomycetes; Onygenales; Arthrodermataceae. Gene Ontology annotation, molecular function: mannosyltransferase activity. Bases 1 to 1578 code for a protein of 525 amino acids. The record is from RefSeq and is a predicted model, not a curated record.